AUAAAAAAUGUAAGCUUCUUCAGAAAAGCCACGGUGUCCUGCUUCUUCCUCUUCAUGCGAGCAUUUCUUCCUCUUAAGCCAAAAGGAAAGACAACUUUUACCAGAUUCUACUCAUCGGGCCUUGAAAAUAUUGUCCCUUGUGGUUUUGCUGCCCCUGCCUGCUCUGAACAAAGAUAAUUACUCAGGAAACGUUUCGGCCAAUCAGCUGCUGCGUUGCAUCGUGCCUGUGUGGAGGGCGACCAGUCAGGAUCCGGCUAACAACACUGGGGCCUGAUCGCCUUGCCUGGAGAGCGGAGCCUUUCCCGGCUGAGAGCUGAGAGUGUCCUCCAUGUUUUAUAAGUGUUGAGAUAGUGUGUCAGGCAGCCAUGCAUCCACAGAGGGUCACAUGGGUGCCCCAGACAAGCAGGCUGCCAUACAGAAGGCAAAGUGGACCAUGGCAAAUCCUUUUCCUUUUUUAUAUUGCAAAGGAGUGUUCCAUUUAAACAUGGCACCCACAUCUUCCCUGGUAUUGUAGCAGAAACAGAAUGGGGGAUGGGUAAUGGAGGAGAUGAGAGGUUAUUAUGUGCCCUUUGUAAGUAGAUUGGCUCUCUGUUGUUUUCCUGUGAGUAAUGCCAGGUCAGGGAAUAGGCACGUUGGGGAGCAGAAGUGAAGAACACACACAUUUUAUAGAAAGAAGCAUAUUACACAACUGCCUGUCUCUUGUAUGCUGGCAAGUUCCACACUCCUUUUUUGUCAAAUCAUUCCCCACAAGGCAUCAUUUUUGUGACAGUCUGGCUGAGGAGGAGGUAAAGACAGAGUCGAAUGUGGUAGAAGGGAUGGAUGCAUCUGCACGAUCGAAAGCCCCUGAUUCAUCAGGGUCGGCAGAAAGCUCCCUUGCACCACAGAAGAGGAAGGCGUCGAGUCCCACCCACUCCUCCAAUGGACAUUCUCCGUCGGACACCUCCCCCAGCCCGCUCAAGAAAAAGAAGAAGCCUGGGGCCAUGAGCAACAAAGACCAGUCAGAGCUAAGACAUGGUCCCUUUUACUAUAUGAAGCAGCCAGCACUCACCACAGACCCUGUUGAUGUUGUACCGCAGGACGGCAGGAAUGACUUCUACUGCUGGCUGUGCCACCGCGAGGGUCAGGUGCUCUGCUGUGAGCUCUGUCCCAGGGUGUACCACGCCAAGUGCCUCAAACUACCAGCUGAGCCUGAGGGCGACUGGUUCUGUCCCGAGUGUGAGAAAAUAACAGUUGCCGAAUGCAUUGAAACACAGAGCAAAGCAAUGACAAUGCUGAAUAUUGACCAACUCUCUUACUUGCUCAAAUUUGCACUCCAAAAGAUUAAACAACCUGGGCAGACAGAGCCUUUUCAGAAGCCAGUUUCCUUAGAACAGCACCCUGACUAUGCUGAGUACAUUUUUCACCCCAUGGACUUGUCUACUUUAGAGAAGAACAUCAAAAAGAAAAUGUUUGGCUGCACUGAAGCCUUUCUGGCUGAUAUGAAGUGGAUCUUACACAACUGCAUAAUUUAUAAUGGAGGUAAUCACAAAUUAACAGCAACUGCAAAAGUCAUUGUCAAGAUAUGUGAGCAUGAGAUGAACGAGAUAGAAGUAUGUCCUGAGUGCUACCUGUCGUCCUGCCAAAAAAGAGACAAUUGGUUCUGUGAGCCAUGUAGUCAGCCUCACACCCUGGUUUGGGCUAAAUUGAAAGGCUUCCCUUUCUGGCCAGCAAAAGCACUUCGCGAAAAGGAUGGGCAGGUAGACGCACGGUUCUUCGGACAACAUGACAGAGCCUGGGUCCCCAUCAAUAACUGCUACCUCAUGUCCAAAGAGAUCCCUUUUUCCGUGAAAAAGACUAAGAGCAUUUUCAACAGUGCCAUGCAAGAAAUGGAGGUUUAUGUGGAAAACAUUCGAAAAAAAUUUGGAGUUUUCAAUUAUGCGCCAUUCCGGACUCCCUACACGCCCAACAACCAGCUUCAAAUGCUGCUGGACCCUUCCAACCCCAGUGCUGGCACUGUAAAAACCGAGAAACUUGAUAAACUUCGCUUUAACUUUGAUCUAACUGCAUCUCCAAAGAUGGUCCUUGGAAAGAGUUCCACACCCAGUAGUAUGUGUCGGAGGGUGUCUAUGACAGACAUGCCUCGUUCCCCGAUGAGCACCAAUUCUUCAGUCCACACCGGGUCUGAUGGAGAGCAGGAUUUGGAAAAGACUAGUCGGAACUCGACCUUCCACUAUAGCACUGGAGAGGAAUCUAUGGACUAUACAUCAUCUCCUGUCUCAGGGAAGGUUGGUCCAGCAGGCAGCCCAAAGCCCCUCAACUCUGGACUGGUGUCCAAGCAGGAGAGGCCUGCAUCAACAGGAGGCAUCCUCAAUCUCAACUUGGAUCGAGUAAAAGCUGAAAUGGACCUGAAAGAGCUAAGUGAGACUGUGCAGCAACAGCAGCAGCAACAGCAGCAAGUGGUGUCAGCCACCCUCCCCACACCAAAAAGACCCACCAGGAGCCUUGACAAGACCAUUGAAAGCUGCAAGGCUCAGCUUGGAAUAGAUGAGAUUUCAGAAGAUGUAUAUAAAGGUGUUGACCAUAGUGACACAGAGGACUCUGAAAAAUCUGACUCAAGUGAUAGCGAAUAUAUCAGUGAUGAGGAACACAAGCCAAAAAGCUCCACCAAUGACGACAAGGUUAAAGUGGAUCGAAAGAGGCCUAGAGCAAGUGCAGAUGCAGAGUCUAAGGAGGCAGUUGCAGUGACCAGGGAUAAAUCCACCCCUGAACCACAUAUUAAAGACAAGCAGGACAGCAAUGGACCAGAAGAGGCCCCCAAAGAGAAGCCUCGAGUUACUCAUUCGCAGUCCCUCACUGACAAGCCCAAGGCCCCAGAGGAGAGUAGAAUACCUGCUUCCACAUCUUUGGCCGAGCAAGACUCUGAUUCUGAAAGAGAGCUGGUGAUUGACCUCGGUGAUGAACAUGGAGGCCGUGAUGCUAAGAGGUCAAGAAAAGAUGUAGGAGCCUCAUCUUCCAAAAAUCCAAAAGACUCCAGUGCAGCCAAAUUAGAGGGUAAGUUAGCCAAUUCCACUGCAGCAGCCCCUUCUGCCACUCCUGAAUUAAAAGACAGCUCACAGCCUUCUUCUGGUGCUGUCAACACUGUUUCCACUGCAGCAUCUGGCCAGCCCAGUGCUGGCUCAAUUACCAGCAGCACUUCCAACACACCCUCCACCUCAGUUGCAUCAACAUCGCCGGUACCGCCGGCCAUAAAGAAACAGCGCCCUCUAUUGCCCAAGGAAACUGCCCAGGCUGUGCAGCGAGCAGUCGUUUGGAAUCCCACCAAAUUGCAGAAUUCCUCCCAGAAGUGUCAAGGACAAAAGCAGCAAAAUGCAGAGCAGUCAAGUGUGCAGACACAGGGUCAACUACAGACCAGUUCUUCCUCAAGUACCCGCUACCAGACCAGACAAGCAGCCAAAGUCCAACAAAAAGACUCACCUCAGAGUACUUCAGCUUCAGGUAGCUCUUCUUCCUUCAUGUCAGGAGACAUUCCAAUCCCUACUGCUUCUGCAGAUGUAGCUGCAGAUAUAGCCAAAUACACAAACAAAAUUAUGGACACAAUAAAAGGGACAAUGACCGAAAUCUACAAUGACCUUUCCAAAAGCACUUCCGGAAAUACAAUUGCAGAGAUUCGAAGGCUGAGAAUAGAGAUUGACAAACUUCAGUGGCUGCAUCAACAAGAGUUGUCCGAGAUGAAGCACAAUCUGGAACUGACAAUGGCGGAGAUGAGGCAGAGUCUGGAGCAGGAGAAAGAGAGACUGGUGGCAGAGGUGAAGAAGCAGAUGGAGGUGGAAAAGCAGCAGGCUGUGGAUGAGACCAAAAAGAAACAGUGGUGUGCUAACUGUAGGAAGGAGGCCAUCUUCUAUUGUUGUUGGAACACCAGCUACUGUGAUUACCCUUGCCAGCAGGCCCACUGGCCAGAACACAUGAAGUCCUGCACACAGUCUGCUACAGCUUCCCAACAGGAACCAGAGGUGGAGCCCAAUGUAGACCCUUCAGUCAAAUCAACAGGCAUUUCCCCUGUCACACAGACUCUGCCAGCAGCAGCAACAACAGGAACACCAUUGUUAUCAUCAUCCAUCUCAGAAAAAAGCAAUUCCCCCACAUAUAUUGACAAAAGCAAGGACAAUACUGGGGUCACUGUGACAUAACUGUUUCACUACAUUGUGGCACGCAUGGCAAGGCAAUUUUGGUCCUUGUCACAUUUCAAGCUGCAAUGCCUGCUCUGUGACAAUUCACUUUAUGGUUUCCAUUCCGAAAUGAUUGGUUGACAUGUUUGUUUUGUGUGUUUUUUGGAUUCAUCAUGUGAAUUGUGAGUAUUGCGUCUUAAAAACAAAUGUGAGUGUGUAUUUUUCCCUGGUUUUGUCUGUCAUGUCUGAACGGAAUUGUAUCAAACCACAGCACAUUUGCUACACAAAGAUGUUGAAUGCUGCACUCAAAUAAGCUGUUGUUUUUUGAUAACAUCUCUUAGACAGUGAAAGAAAUGUUGAAACAGCUAUUUUUUAUUUACCCUUUAUUUAACCAGGUUAAAUCCUAUUGAGAUUUAAAUAAAAACAACUCUUUUUCAAGGGAGUCCUGGUCAAGAGGUAGCAAAGUUACACAUACAAUUACAUAAACAUUACACAUUAAAAUGACAGGAACAAUGAACAACGUGGUUCUCCUACCACGAACCAUCAGAAGUAUUCUGGGUUUUCCAAAUGUCCUUUUCAUGUCAUUGGUGGUUUGUUUGCCAUCCCACAUUGUAUAGGCCUAAGUCAAAAUAUAUGUGAUUUAUUAAAAAUAUCUACAUUUACCUGUACAAAGUUUUUGUAAGAAGAUACAUGAACAAUAUUUAUUGUUAUAUGUUUUUAUAAUACGUUUUGAGAAAAUCACGUCACAAUGUGUCAAAUUUAUUGGACAAUAAAUUACUCAUGAAUGUCUGUACUGGGCAAAGUCUGUUUCACUGUUUUUCCGAAAGUGAUGUAAAUUCUGGUCAGACUGAAACGGUAGACAUACAUAGAGGCUACAUUUUGUCUGGUAUUAAAUAUAAGUGAGCAUGUCUGAUUUAA
This is a messenger RNA of Entelurus aequoreus (snake pipefish), 5063 nucleotides long. Its product is annotated as MYND-type zinc finger-containing chromatin reader ZMYND8-like. Lineage: Eukaryota; Metazoa; Chordata; Actinopteri; Syngnathiformes; Syngnathidae. Gene Ontology annotation, molecular function: protein binding. The record is from RefSeq and is a predicted model, not a curated record. Gene Ontology annotation, biological process: regulation of DNA-templated transcription. The transcript is spliced from 22 exons. The coding region runs from base 609 to 4166 and encodes 1185 amino acids.